Messenger RNA from Sorex araneus (European shrew), 3446 nucleotides. RefSeq names its product paired box 2 (gene PAX2). The transcript has 12 exons. Gene Ontology annotation, molecular function: DNA-binding transcription factor activity, RNA polymerase II-specific; RNA polymerase II cis-regulatory region sequence-specific DNA binding. Bases 25 to 1413 code for a protein of 462 amino acids. Lineage: Eukaryota; Metazoa; Chordata; Mammalia; Eulipotyphla; Soricidae. The record is from RefSeq and is a predicted model, not a curated record. Gene Ontology annotation, biological process: anatomical structure development; regulation of transcription by RNA polymerase II.
GACGGCAGCGGCGGGGACCAGAGCAUGGAACAGCCUGCCGGCGGGGCAGUCCUGAAGUUGAGUUUGAGAGGCGACACGGCGGCGGCGGCCGCGCUGCUCCCGCUCCUCUGCAUCCCCAUGGAUAUGCACUGCAAGGCAGAUCCUUUCUCCGCGAUGCACCGGCACGGGGGUGUGAAUCAGCUCGGGGGGGUGUUUGUGAACGGCCGGCCCCUGCCCGACGUGGUGAGGCAGCGCAUCGUGGAGCUGGCCCACCAGGGCGUGCGACCCUGCGACAUCUCUAGGCAGCUGCGGGUCAGCCACGGCUGUGUCAGCAAAAUCCUGGGCAGGUACUACGAGACGGGCAGCAUCAAGCCUGGAGUGAUCGGAGGCUCUAAGCCCAAGGUGGCAACGCCCAAAGUGGUGGACAAGAUUGCCGAAUACAAGCGCCAGAACCCAACUAUGUUCGCCUGGGAGAUCCGAGACCGGCUCCUAGCAGAGGGCAUCUGCGACAAUGACACAGUGCCCAGCGUCUCCUCCAUCAACAGGAUCAUCCGCACCAAAGUCCAGCAGCCUUUCCACCCAACGCCGGACGGGGCCGGGACGGGGGUGACUGCCCCUGGCCACACCAUUGUUCCCAGCACGGCCUCCCCUCCUGUCUCCAGCGCCUCCAAUGAUCCAGUGGGAUCCUACUCCAUCAACGGGAUCCUGGGAAUCCCUCGCUCGAAUGGGGAGAAGAGGAAACGUGAUGAAGUUGAGGUUUACACUGAUCCUGCCCACAUUAGAGGAGGUGGAGGUUUGCAUCUGGUCUGGACUUUAAGAGAUGUGUCUGAGGGCUCAGUGCCCAACGGAGACUCCCAGAGCGGCGUGGACAGUUUGCGGAAGCACUUGCGUGCCGACACCUUCACCCAGCAGCAGCUGGAAGCUCUGGACCGGGUCUUCGAGCGUCCUUCCUACCCCGACGUCUUCCAGGCCUCGGAGCACAUCAAAUCAGAACAGGGGAAUGAGUACUCCCUUCCGGCCCUGACCCCUGGGCUUGAUGAAGUCAAGUCGAGUCUAUCUGCCUCCACCAACCCCGAGCUGGGCAGCAACGUGUCAGGCGCGCAGACGUACCCCGUGGUGACCGGUCGUGACAUGGCGAGCACCACUCUACCUGGUUACCCCCCUCACGUGCCCCCCACUGGCCAGGGAAGCUAUCCCACCUCCACCCUGGCAGGAAUGGUGCCUGGGAGCGAGUUCUCCGGCAACCCGUACAGCCACCCCCAGUACACGGCCUACAACGAGGCUUGGAGAUUCAGCAACCCCGCCUUACUAAUGCCGCCCCCCGGGGCUCCGCCCCUGCCGCUGCUGCCGCUGCCUAUGACCGCCACUAGUUACCGCGGGGACCACAUCAAGCUUCAGGCCGACAGCUUCGGCCUCCACAUCGUCCCCGUCUGACCGCCCACCCCGGAGGGAGGGAGGACCGACGCCACGCGAUGCCUCCCGGCCGCCGCCCCAGCCCCAGCCCCCACACCCCCUCCCCAGGACCCCUGCAUCCCUUCACGUCACCCCGUCCAAGGCUGGACAGGACGGGCGGAGCCGCGGGCGGGACCCUCAGGCCCGGGCCCGCCGCCCCCACCCCCGCUCGCCGCCCCUCCCCGCCUGCCUGGACGCCGAGAGGGAGGGGGCAGUUCCCGAGCCUGCUCCCGCCGCCGCCUCGGCCCAGCCACGCCGCCCGUCUCGGGCCCAGCCCGGCCCGGCCCGCCACUACGCGCGCGCGCGCGGGAGGGACACGUUUCUGUGACACACAAUCAGCGCGGACUGCAGCGCGGCCCGGCCCGGGGCUGCCCACUUCGGCUGCUCAGGCGCCAGGAGGCUUCGCUGGAGGGACUGGGCAAAGGGAAAUGAAAAACAAAACGGAUUUUCUAUCGAAGGAGGAAGAGCGUCGCGACGAACCGUCGGAGGAAAGUGCUUCGCCCCGCGGCCGGCUGGACUGUCCCCCCCACCUUCCCAGGGUGGAAUUUGAAUGGGAGCCGUGGGGAGCGGGCUCCGGAGAUGCGGGCUAGGGUCGUGAGGUCUUUGCAAGCUUGGCACGCAGGUCCCAGCAGCCCGCACCCGCGGGGCUGACUUCUGGCGCGCCCCAACUCCACCUGAGUUGCCGAAGCCUCAGGAUCAAACGCGCCUGCUAGUGACCAGACUCUCAUGGGGCCCCUACCUCGGCGUCUCUUCCAUCUCCUGGGCCCCUCCUCCUACCCGCUCGGCUACCUUUCCCCGGCCGCCCCCGUUCCUCUGCACCCUAACACGCCGCCCCUCUGCAGGCACGCUGUGCCCGCCCCUGGGGCGGAGUCCUUGGGCCGAGAGGGUCUUCCCCAGUAGGGGACCUGCCCCUCCUUUCUCCUCCCCCCACCCCCGAAACAGACUGGAUCUGUUGCUGGAAGGAGCAGGUUCGGAGCUGGCGUCUGCACAGCUGCCGGGUGGAAGCAUGGGGUGGGCGUGGGGGGCUGCCCAUUCCCCUGCCCACUCAGACUACCACCACCACCACCACCACCUCCUCCUCCUCCUCCUCCUCCUCCUCCUCCUCCUCCUCCUCCUCCUCCUCCUCCUCCUCCUCCUCCUCCUCCUCCUCCUCCUCCUCCUCCUCCUCCUCCUCCUCCUCCUCCGGCAGGAACUGAACAGACCGGAAAAAAAAAGUCUACGUUUAUUUAAUAUGAUGGUCUUUGCAAAAAGGAAAGGAAAAAAAAAAGCAAAACAAAACCCCACCAGGCUGCUGCUUCGUAGAAAGACGGUGUGUGUCUCGCGUGAAGGCGACCCGUGUACAUAACCCCGCCCUCCGCCCCGCCCGCCCGCCCGCCCGCGCCCCGCCGCCAGCCCGCCGCCCGCCCGCCUGUAGAUCCGCCCCCGCUGUCUGUGCCGGGAGAGGAGCCGCCGGUCCGGGGAAGGGGGGGCACACAGCUCCACGCCCUCCGAAGCACAGCACGUCCGGGGGGAGGGGGGCCUUUUUUAUGUUACAAAAAAAAAAUUACGAAAGAAAAAUCUCUAUGCAAAAAUGAUGAACAUGGUCCUAUGGACUCCUCUCGCCUCUGUUUUGUUGGCUAUUUCUCUGUAAUUCCGUGUUUCGCUCUCUCCUCCGCAUCUCUGCCCUCUUGCCGUCUCUUCUCUCUGCUUCUCCCCACUCUGGUCUGUCUGCUGUCUGCCCCCUCUCUCUCCUCUCUCUGUCUCUCUCUCUCUCCCUCCCUCCCUCCCUCCUUCCCCAGUCUCCUCUCUCCUCUCUCCUCCCUCCUGUCUCUUUUUCCCAAAUCUCUCCUCUCUCAGUCUCUUCUCUCUCCUCUCUCCCGUCUCUCCUCUCCCUCCUCCUCUGCUCCCUUCUCUCUUCCUCUCUCCUCUGCUCCCUUCUCUCUUCCUCUCUCCUCUGCUCCCUUCUCUCUCUCUCUCUCCUCUCUCUCUCUCUCUCUCUCUCUCUCUCUCUCUCUCUCUCUCUCUCUCUCUCUCUC